Molecule: messenger RNA, 1014 nt
Organism: Leptosia nina
Lineage: Eukaryota; Metazoa; Arthropoda; Insecta; Lepidoptera; Pieridae
Source: the annotation of a GenBank genome assembly
AUGGCGAACAAAAAUUAUCCAUAUACGUUAGAGAUUCUGAAGCCACCAGGAACUGACGAGGAGUUAGAAACUUUACCAGGACUAGUUCGUAUAGGACCGAAAGGCUACAUGUUCCCUGAAGGUUUUAAGACCAUAGCGGCAGAUGUGUACAACAUGGAAGUUAAGCCGAGCGAUGUUUUCGUCUUUAGUUUUCCUAGAUCAGGUACCACCUGGACCCAAGAGCUGGUGUGGUUGGUUGCAAAUGAUUUGGACUACGAAACUGCAAGCAGAAUACCACUCACCGACAGAUAUCCGUUUUUAGAAUUUUCAAUAUCUUUGGAUGAAGAAAUGAGAAAGAAAUUAUAUGAAGAGAACAAAGGUGAUCCGAAAAAGGUGAAACAAAUAGAAAUGGUGACGAGGUCCGCCUUAGAGUUACUGGAAGCAACGCCACCACCGCGCUUCAUAAAGACGCACCUACCACUGUCGCUGUUACCACCAAAUGUACUAGAUGCGAAAAUGGUCUACGUAGCCAGGGACCCGCGGGACGCCAUUGUUUCUUUCUACCACUUAACGAAGUCUAUGAAACUAUUGAACUAUAAAGAAGACUUCAAAACGUUCUGGAUUGGAGUCCUAAAUAAUAUCCAACCCUGGACGCCGUACUUCGACAACGUUAAAGAAUCUUGGGAGAAGAGGGACCACCCUAACCUGCUUUUCUUAUUUUAUGAGGACAUGAGAAAGGAUCUUCCAUCAAGCGUUCGCCGUGUUUGUGACUUCUUCGGCAAGAAAUACAGCGAUGAGCAGAUAUUGAAACUCUGCGACCAUUUGAGCUUUGACAACUUCAAGAAGAACUCAUCAGUUAACUACGAUCUUAUGAAGGAGUUGGGAUUUAUGUAUGCUGAUCAAGAGUUCGUUCGGAAAGGCAAAACUGGCGGUUGGCGAGACUACUUCGAUGAAGAGAUGGUAGCACAGGCAGACAAAUGGAUAGCUGAUAAUCUUAAGGACACAGACCUUCAAUUUCCAAGCAUGAUUAAUUAA